AUGGUGGACAGUCAAUUAAGUGGACUGCCAAUGCCACUUCUACUUGCGGUCGCCCUUCGCUCGGGUCCGCAGGUUGAAGAACAGCCUUGGUCACGGCGAAACGCACAUGCGGGUCAAUGCCGUAUAUCGAUCCCCGGGAGGGCAUCUCAACACAUCAAAUUCCUCGUAUGUAUUUCGAUCUCUUCUCGUCAAGUUUUGCUCACGGUCUCUAAGGAUCCCCUCCCCCAAAUGCCCAAACCCCAAGAUUACGUGCUAUUUGUUCACGAAGAGCGACAUUCACAAAGGCAUCGACAUCCACAAAAGCGUCGACAUUCAAAAGGCCACCGACAUCGCAGCCGGCAACGCCACUCAUCAGCUCAAUCAGUCAAAGCAUCAACCGCCUCAAACUACAAACUAGUCCCUCAGGACGAAUCCUCUAAAUACUCCCACAAGACGCAUAAAAAGGGGCUCGAUUUCCUCCUCACCAAUGGCAGUGUCUAUCCGCUCAAAGUCGAUCCUCCUGUAUGCACCGAACUCGUGCGUCUACAGCGAAAUUUCACGCCUUUGAAACCGAACUAUCCGAUACCUGAGUAUAGGUCACGAAGUGGAACUUUGGCGCCGCGUUCAAGGAAUCAUCUAGAGGCUCCGAUUUCACUCGCUCCGACUACAAGGAUGAGGAGUUAUGACAGUGGUAGAAGUUGUGACGAUGUGAGCAGUUAUAAUUUCGACUCGGACCUUUCGACAAAAGAGGAGGCAGUAGCAUUGAAAUUGAGUAAUAUAAUCCAACAGAUGGAGACGAAGAUGCAUGCGAAUGGGAAGGACAAAGUUAUAUAUGUACACAACCCCGGCUUAGAGCAGAAACGGAAAGUCGAAAAGGAUCCGCGCCAACCUACCUAUAUUAAAAGUGAGUUUCUGUGA
Echinococcus granulosus is the source of this 897-nucleotide messenger RNA. RefSeq lists its product as hypothetical. The record is from RefSeq and is a predicted model, not a curated record. NCBI's taxonomy places the organism in Eukaryota, Metazoa, Platyhelminthes, Cestoda, Cyclophyllidea, Taeniidae. Bases 1 to 897 code for a protein of 298 amino acids. The transcript has 4 exons.